Daldinia vernicosa is the source of this 915-nucleotide messenger RNA. RefSeq names its product inositol monophosphatase. The coding region runs from base 1 to 915 and encodes 304 amino acids. Gene Ontology annotation, biological process: inositol metabolic process; signal transduction; phosphatidylinositol phosphate biosynthetic process. The transcript is spliced from 2 exons. Lineage: Eukaryota; Fungi; Ascomycota; Sordariomycetes; Xylariales; Hypoxylaceae. The record is from RefSeq and is a predicted model, not a curated record. Gene Ontology annotation, molecular function: inositol monophosphate 1-phosphatase activity.
AUGACAGACCUCAACCUACAAGAGAUCCACGACACGCUAAUAUCGGUGGCCCACGAGGCCGGCCGUAUGAUCUUGUCUGCGAACCCUCAAGAUAUAGAUACGGGAACCAAGUUGAAUUCUGCCGACAUAGUCACCGAAACCGACAAAGCUGUUGAGGCCCUCGUCUCGUCGCGACUCUCCAAGGCUUACCCCACCUUCGCCUUCAUCGGCGAGGAGACGUAUAAGCCAGGAAUGCAAGUAACCACAGCCCCGACUUUCAUCGUAGACCCUAUCGAUGGCACCCUCAACUUCGUACACAAUUUCCCCGAGGCCUGCAUCUCGCUAGGCUUCGCAGUCGACCGGAUUCCCACCGUCGGAAUCGUGUAUAACCCCUACCAAGAUAAGCUAUACUCCGCAAUCCGCGGACAGGGUGCGUAUUUAACGCAAGGCGCCGUCUGGGGGCUCGAGGGUGGCAAAGGGCGCAAAGCCAAGUUGCCGCUGUCCAAAAACCCCCCGCCUCUAAAGGAGUUGUAUACGUGCAUGUUAGCAACCGAAUGGGGAAAUAGCCGAGAUGGCGUUAAUUUCGAGGUCAAGACGGAAGUCUUUAAAAAGCUAUGCGCAAGCAAGGAGACAGGAGGUGCCAUGGUGCAAUCUAUAAGAAGCAUGGGCAGCGCUGCAUUAAACCUGUGCGCUGUAGCCGCGGGUCAGCUUGAUGCGUACUGGGAAGGCGGUUGCUGGGCGUGGGACGUCUGCGCCGGCUGGGCGAUACUUGCGGAAGCCGGAGGUAUCAUGGUCAGCGGCAACCCGGGAGAUUGGGAGCCCAAGAUCGAUGAGCGCAAGUACUUUGCGGUGCGCGGUGCGCCCAGCGGGCAAAAGGAGCUUGUGGAGGAGUUUUGGAACGUGGUCGGCGACAGGAGGAUGGAGUACGAGAGUUAG